This is a messenger RNA of Hibiscus syriacus, 2148 nucleotides long. RefSeq lists its product as uncharacterized. Gene Ontology annotation, cellular component: cytoplasm. Gene Ontology annotation, biological process: post-transcriptional regulation of gene expression. The record is from RefSeq and is a predicted model, not a curated record. NCBI's taxonomy places the organism in Eukaryota, Viridiplantae, Streptophyta, Magnoliopsida, Malvales, Malvaceae. Gene Ontology annotation, molecular function: mRNA binding. The transcript has 5 exons. The coding region runs from base 19 to 2031 and encodes 670 amino acids.
GGGUUGUUUUUUUUUAAUAUGUCUAAGCUGGGUGAGAACAAGGAGCAGAUGAUGAUGAUGAGGGACAUGAAGAAAAACAGUGGGUAUGAAGCUUUCUUGGAUGUUGACAGCCUUGAGGUUUCUCCAUUUCAAAAUCUUCGACACCAUUCAACAAUGGGUAGAGUUUCUCCUUGUCCUUCAAACUCUUUCACCAAUGGGUUUUCUUCUUCAUCCGGAGAAGCCCCGUUAUUUGAGGACCAACAACAGCAGCCCAAGUUUCAUCACUACGGACUCUGGUUGGAUUCUAAAGGGUCACCCAAUUCUCAUUAUAGAAAUAAGAAUGCCGAUGAAAACAAGUUGGUCGACGAUGGCUUUGGUUUGUGUGAGAAUCUGUAUCAAAUGCAUAUUAGAGAUGAAGAACGAGAUGGAGAUAAUUCUGGUCAAAUGAGGAGAUUUGGCCAUUUUUCUUCUUAUAAUGCUGAAAAAUAUGGUUCUUAUGAAGGUUUCAACAAAGGGUAUCAAUCGUCUCCACAGCAAGUUCCACUUUGUUUAGGUGGUGGUGAUGUCAUCAGGUCCACCUUGCUUGGGCUGCAAGAUGGAUACGAAAAAGAUUAUUCAUUUGGGUCUUACAGCAUUGGUUACAAUCAGUCCAAUGAUUUGUCUUCAUUACCGACUUGGUAUGAUAACCGAAGAAGCUAUCUUUUGGAGCAUAGAAUGGACCAGGGUAGGGGAUUGGACAGUAGGGGAGUUUUAAUGCAGAGUGCUUUUAGCACUAGGCCCUACAUUGGGAAUCCUUUUGUUUGCUCCCAGCAAUGUGGGUUGGAUGGCAAUGGAGGAAGAGCUCCCAUUGAUUCUUUGAGUUCUCCUAGGUUCUUGCACAGCAAGAUUCCUCUUGAGGAAAAUGUAGUGGAGGAUCAUAGUGUCAUCAUUCAAGGAAGAGGUUUCAAGUAUGAUAUCGAUAACAAGGGCCUCGAUUCCAUCAAGUACCGAAAGAAGAAGUCUCUCAAAGAGAUUGCAAUGCAAAACAUUCAAGAGAAAAGUUCUAAACAUGAUAAGAUACAUGGGGAAAAUGUAACACUGAUGCCAAGUCCAUAUUCCUUGGUUGAGUUUCAAGGUUGCAUUUAUCACAUGGCUAAGGACCAGAAGGGUUGUCGAUUCCUACAAAGGAUAUUUGAUGAAGGAAGCUGUUUGGAUGUGCAGAUAAUAUUCAAUGAGGUUAUUGGUAAUAUUGUUGAACUAAUGAUGGAUCCCUUUGGAAACUACCUUGUCCAAAAGUUGCUGGAUGUGUGCACUGAAGAACAAAGGCUGCAGAUUGUUCUCACUGUGACCAAAGAACCGGGGCAGCUAGUGAGGAUUUCUUUGAACACAUAUGGUACGCGUGUGGUACAGAAGUUGAUUGAGACUCUCAAAUCAAGACAACAGAUUUCUCAUAUCAAAUCCGCUCUUAAACCUGGAAUUCUUGAUCUUGUCAAGGAUCUCAAUGGAAAUCAUGUGUUGCAGCGCUGUUUGCAAUGCCUUGGCAAUGAAGAUAACAAGAUUAUUUUCGACGCUGCUGCAAAAUUUUGCGUAGAUAUCGCCACUCAUCGCCAUGGAUGCUGUGUGUUGCAACGCUGCAUUGCUCAUUCCAAUGGACAACAUCGAGAUAAGCUAAUCACUCAGAUUUCUAGAAAUGGACUUCUUCUUGCUCAGGACCCUUUCGGGAACUAUGUUGUUCAGUACAUAAUAGAGCUGAAGGUCGUUGGCAACUUACUAUCUCAGUUCAAAGGGCACUAUGUUCAUCUGUCAAUGCAGAAAUUUAGCAGCCAUGUGGUCGAAAAAUGCCUCAAGCAUUUCACAGAAAGUCGGUCUCAGAUCAUCCGUGAGUUAAUCUCUGUUGUCCACUUUGAACAACUGUUGCAAGAUCCAUUUGCCAACUAUGUGAUUCAAUCUGCUUUAGCCGUAACCAAGGGUCCUCUUCAUGCUUCUCUAGUCGAAGCGGUCCGACCGCACACAAUCCUUCGUACCAGCCCGUAUUGCAAGAGGAUUUUCUCGAGGAACCUCCUGAAGAAGUGAUGGAAGUCGGUUUCAAGAAGUGUUGUUGUGCUUCCAAGGUUUGCUAGCUUGUUCAGUACAAAAUAAGGAAAUGUCCUGGGAUUAAGAGAAUGUAAACAUGAAAAUCUGGGGCUGCUU